Scophthalmus maximus (turbot) is the source of this 3913-nucleotide messenger RNA. RefSeq names its product nuclear cap binding subunit 3 (gene ncbp3). NCBI's taxonomy places the organism in Eukaryota, Metazoa, Chordata, Actinopteri, Pleuronectiformes, Scophthalmidae. Gene Ontology annotation, cellular component: cytosol; nucleus. Gene Ontology annotation, molecular function: mRNA binding; RNA 7-methylguanosine cap binding. The transcript has 13 exons. The coding region runs from base 70 to 2157 and encodes 695 amino acids. The record is from RefSeq and is a predicted model, not a curated record.
GAAGACGCCGAGGGCCAGAGAACCGCUACCGGGUCAAGAGCAGCAACAGCAGCCGUUGUUCGCAGCGCCAUGGCGGCCGUGCGCAGCUUACGGGUGUCGGUGAAAUCAGACAGCGGCUCUGACCGCUCGGAAUCGGACUCUGACUCCGGGUCGGACCGGGAUGCGCGAGAAGCCGAGCCGAUGGAGGUGGAGGAGGGCGAGCUGCAGGUCGAGGACAUCUCCGUCAACCGCUCCCUGAAGGAGCUGCUGCCGGACACGAGCCGGAGAUAUGAGAACAAAGCCGGGGCCUUCAUCACUGGGAUCGACGUCAACUCCAAGGAGGCGAUUGAGAAGAAAGAGAAGCGAGCGCAACGUUUCCAUUUCCACGGCGAGGAGAGAGUCGGACAGAGGAACGUUUUCCUCGACAAAGACAUCAUGAAGAAAGCCAUCCCCAGACUGCGCAUGGAGGCGAUCUACGUGACGGGCGUGGACGACAUGAGCACACAGGACGUCUUCGGAUAUUUUAAGGAAUAUCCUCCAGCGCACAUUGAGUGGAUCGAUGACGCUACCUGUAACGUGGUUUGGCUGGAUGACGACACGUCCAUCCGAGCCCUCAUCAACGCCAGCCGGAUGCCCGACCCGGAGGCCGUCACCACGGAGACGGAGAGCACUGACGAGCCGGGGGAACCGAGCAAAGGUCGCCAGGGUCAGGGGUUGGACGAUGACGACGAGGAGGAGGGCGAGGUGGAGGAGGAUGAGGAGCAAACGGCGAAGAAGAGCAGCAGCGAGGAGAUCGAGGGGAAGGACAUCGACGGAGAGGUGGAGCCUCACGAGGAGACGAAGGCGGAGGGCGGUCAGAUGGACGACCUGUCGCGAGCAGAGAGAGAAUCUCUGCUGAGAAACGACCUGCGGCCGGCGAUCAAACCCUUCAAAGGAAACAAACUCCUCCUGCGCUUCGCCACACAAGAGGAUAAGAAGGAGAUGGGCGCCGCCCGACGCAGCAGAUACUACAUGAAGUACGGAAACCCCAACUACGGAGGCAUGAAGGGAAUCCUGAGCAACUCCUGGAAGCGGCGGUUUCACACCCGACGAAUCCAACGAGACGUCAUCAAGACCAAGAAGCCUCUGAUCGGAGACAGCAUGGGCCACACGCCGCCGUACACACACCGACACUCAGCCGACCUAGUCAACCUGCCAGAGGAGCCCAUCAAAGAGGAGGAAGAGGAGGAGGAAGACGACGGCGGUGACGAGGACAUGGAGGAGGACGAUAGGGUCGUCGAGUACAAGGAGCGAGGGGAAAGGAGCAGCGGUAGCUCGCGCCCGCUGGGGGCGGGGCUUCGUAGCCGCGCGGAGCGCUCUCCGUCUCCUUGGUCGGAGUCGGACGAGAUGGACUACGACCUGGAGCUGAAGAUGAUCUCCACGCCGUCCCCGAAGAAGACGAAGAAGAUGACGAUGUACGCCGACGAGCUGGAUACUCACCUGAAGGGCAUCAGGAACCGUGUCGGCGGGUCGGGAUCAAGGAGCAGGAGCAAAUCCUCGUCGCCCCCCAAAGUGACGGACGUCCGGCAGCUGCUGGAGGAGAAGAAAAGACAGGGACAGAGGCAGGGGCAGGGACAGGGGCAGGGACAGCCCCCUCCGGUGACCAGCGGAGGAAAAAAAGACGUACGGCAGAGGCUGGGCAAGAGACGGUACUCCCCCGACAGAGAACGCUCCCCCUCCCCCGUCUCUCCCAGAGAGACUCCCCCGGCCAGAGAACCAAUCAGAGACAUUCAUCGCAGACUGGGCGUGGCCAGCCAGGACAACAGAGGCGAGCCCUCCACCUCGUCCAAGGACAGGAAGACGGGCGGCCUGUGGAGCAGACUCGGCUCCGCUAACGACGACGACAGCGCCACCGCUGGACGUCAUGACCGCAGACCGAGCAGCCUGUUCUCCUCGUCCUCGUCAGGGCGGGGAGGCGACGGCGGCAGGAGGAGACGAGACGACGGAGAGGAGGAGAAGAAGGAAAAGGAGGCGGGGGAGGAGGAGGAAGACGACUCCACGCUUCAGGAGAUGUGGGGCGCCAUCAUCAAACAGAAACAGGAGCGUCUGACCCACAAGACGAAGAAGAGCCGACUGGACAACCUGCCGUCGCUGCAGAUCGAGAUCAGCCGCGACAGCAGCGACGACUCCGACGCCUGAAACUGAGGAGGAGGAGAAGGAGGAGGAGAAGGAGGAGGAGGAGGGGAGGGUGGUCUCUGAACUCUAUACACUAUAUAGACAUGAAGCUGAGUCCAGUGUUGUGUUUUGUUUUUUUUACUUUGUAGACGGGAGACGCUCAUAUCAUGUAUCUGCCGUCUAUGGAUGGACGACUGAGGUUUUGGACCGGGGCCCCUGGUACUGUGGUGUUGUCGGGCCGCGCGGUGCGUGUCACUCCCUCGUCCUGAUGCGUCUGAGAAUCACAAACCAAAUUUAAGAUUCAACAUAAUGAUCAUUUCCAUCCCACGUCUGUAGGAACAGACUGUGCUCAGACUGGAAUCAUCUUUUGAAACAUUGAAUUAACAUCGACAUCGACAACUAAAAGCAAUUUUAUUUAAAGUCUCAUCAGCUAACAUGGAGGGGGCGGAGCUUAUGAGCUGUACUGCAGUCAGCCACCAGGGAGCGAUGGUGAUGAUUUGACUCCAUGUUUACGAGCUGUCACAGUACUUCUCUCUUCGGGUGAUCUCAGCUCAGAUUCUUGAUGUAACGAUCGUGGCCAAAAACACUUGACUGGUACAUUUUUGUUUGCAGAACAAAAUAUGUGAAUUUCUUACCAAGUCAUAUCCAGUGUCAUCUGCAGCACGGGAGCCUCGGGGCCCCCAGGGUCGCGCUGUCUCCGGACCCACCCCUGCUCCUGUUGAUGUAUUAAAUGUGUGUUGAAAUUUAACAGUCAGAAAAGAACAUCACUUCUCAGUUGCAUCGUGUGGAAUGCAUCUGUUGUUGUUUUUUUGCUGUUUGUCGUCAGUAAAUCAUUCCUUUGUUGCCGUGGAGAUGGCGGACACUGACUGUGACGCCCUCCCCUGACACCACACCCCCUCCCUCAGGACCACUCCUCCAUGACGCUGCAGCUCAGCUCCGACUUUGUCUCCACGACCAUGGAGCCCAGUACACAGCUUGUUUUUACAGGUGUGAUGUCACACCGUCUUACCUGGGGACAGCGAGGGGACGACAGAGACGGAAGAGACGAGCCAUGGAAAUGGAGAACAGCAAAUCUGACUCCACCUUACAACAUUCAUCGAUCUCUGGUUUCAUGUUUUACUCUUUUGAGAGCUGACAGAACUGAUGAGACAGACUCAUGUGUCUGACGCCCAACGUCCAACAUGUUUUUAAUCAUCAUCGUCAUCGUCUGUGUUCCUGGUCCACGUCCAGGCUCCUUCAGUCUGUGUGGACACAAACUUUGUCAUGUUCCUCCUGCUGUUUGACUCCAGUUGAUUUGUUUUUUUGAAUUCCUGUCAGGUGACAUAAAAACCCUCCCAACUGUAUAGGAGAACUACGGUGGCCCAUCAGGUGACAUAAAAACAUCAACGUCACUUUGGUUUGUCCAUUCUGGACUACUGAUGUAGACGUGAAGGCUCAUUCUGUGGUCAUGACAACACAGAUAUUUAGUGUCAGGUGCUUAAACACUCAUGAAACAUCAUGAUGAAGAUUAUAUUCAGUUUCUGCUGAUAGAUCCUCCUGACUUUUUAAUCAGCCUCAUACGUCCUGUAUCCGUCAGGCUCCACGACCAAUGUGAGUGAAACGACGUGUGACUGGACGAACCGGGUCUCUGGUGGAUCUGCGUUGUGUUUUCUGUUGUUCAGUGUGAACACACUGAUCCUGGUGUCACAUAUCUAAUGAACCGACCUCCCCAGUGUUUGUUGUCCCGACAGGUCAGAUCGGACUCGACUGAGGCCUAAAUAAAGACUUCUCUGUUUUUGUA